Messenger RNA from Linum trigynum, 3141 nucleotides. The record is from the annotation of a GenBank genome assembly. Lineage: Eukaryota; Viridiplantae; Streptophyta; Magnoliopsida; Malpighiales; Linaceae.
GUGUUUGGGUGCUUGGUCUAUGUUGGCACACCUGCAGUAGGAAGGACUAAGUUUGAUGCUAGAGCCAGGCAGUGUAUUCUGUUAGGUAUCCCUUCAGUCAUUAAAGAUUAAAAAUUACUUUAUCUUGCUACUUAUCAGGUUUUUGUAUCCCAUGAUGUAGUCUUCUAUGAUUUAUCCUUUCAGACAUGAAGAGAACUCACCUGAGGUGGAUUUCUCUGAAGUAAAACCUUCGUCUAUUCAUUCAGUACAUGAUCCUUCCCCACCUCCAUCAGUUCUUAUUCCUCACUCCUCUUCUCCGCCCUCUACUUCAAUUCCUCCCCCUCUUGAUUCCUCUAGUUCUAUUCAACUAUUCCUUAUUCCUUUAGUUCUACUCGUGUCUCCCCUUCACUAGUUGACUCAGCCUAUGCUGAUGAGGGGAUGUCAUAGCUGAAUUGGAGCCAGAACUAGAACCCCAGCAAGAGUAUGAUCCUCCAGAAAGACCAAAGAGAAAAUAUCAAUUACCUAAGAAGCUUCAGGACUGUGAUAUUGACCCUGUACUGCAAUUUGGAGCCUUUGUCAAGGCUGCAGCAGCCAUAAGGCAUCCUAUGGUUUUUAAUGUGGAUCAUCUAAAUACAGCUGACAGAUUGUAUACUCUGAGUGUCAUUUCAAUUCAGGAACCACGUACAUUUGCCGAGGCUAUGAAAUCUGAACACUGUGAUAGAUAUGUCAAAGAGGAACUUGGGGCACUGGAAGAAAACCAAACCUCGGAUAUUGUUCCCUUACCAGCAAACAAGAGGGUUGUGAAGAAUAAGUGGGUGUUUAAGAUAAAACUUAAACCAUAUGGUUCAUUGGAAAGGUGCAAGUCCAGGUUAGUUGCUAAAGGCUAUACACAAGUUUAUGUGAUUGAUUUUUUGGACACUUUCUCUCCAGUGUCCAAAAUCAAUCCAGUCAAAGCACUCUUGGCUAUAGCAGCUGUGAAGAACUGAACUCUAGAACAGAUGGAUGUCUCAAACGCCUUCUUACAUGGAUAUUUAGAUGAAGAGGUGUAUAUGGAAAUACCACCAUGUCUGGAAAUUGGGGAUCAUGGCUCAUAAAGAAUGUGCUAUAAAUAUAGGGGGCCUAGGAAAUAAUUAAGGAUUUGUUUGAGUUUUGAUAUUUUGACCCAAUUUGUUGGCUAAUUAAGUUUAGGGCUUCAGAUGUUAUUUUUGGAGAUUUUAGGAAUUAUUGGCCUAUUCGGGUUGAGGAUUAUUCUGUAGGUAGUAUAAGGGAAUUAUUUCGGUUUAUUUCUGUAAACCGGGAACCAUUUUCAUUAAAUAUAUUAUUAUCAGAAGAUUUACCCUAAACCUAAAAACUAAUCACUCUCCCUCUCUCCCAUGCCCCGUUCUUCCCUCCCUCUCUAGAGAGCUGUGGCUCACCUCCUUCUUCCUCACCUCCCUAUUCUGAUCAUCUCUACUUCCCAAAUUCUUUUCCCAACUCCACCCUUAAAUGACCCCAAAUCAAGGCUCCGGCGGCGGCGGUCGUGACGGCGGUUAUGGCAGCGGCGACGCACGAGGCAGCGGCGAGCAAGGGUCGUUAGGCAAAGGUGGCAGAGGCCAGAGACCCAUGGCGGGUCCUGGUUUGGGCUCGAGUGGGCCCAACUCUUCUCCGGGCCUCCUUACUAAUCCGACGACAGAAGAGAUCGCAGCGCUUCGCGACAAGGCGAAGAUGUCGGGCUACGACUCUGUAGGGCUGGGGGCCGACCAAGGCCCGGUGGGCUUUGGGCCCAAACAGGGAGGAGUGGCAGGCUAGAGGAGAGGUAAUGGGGCCAAUAGGGGUGAGGACCGGUCUGGGCCCGCGAGAUGGAUGAGUUCAGCACUUCAGCUUGAUGGGCCAGGAACAAGCUUAGGCAGAGUUUAAGUCUAUGAAGGGGCCGCUGGGCCUGACGAGCAAGCCCAUUGGAGUGGCGGGCCGGUUGACAUGGGUUGGAACAACCCAGAAUGAAUCAAAAUCGGUCAAACCAGUUUCGGUCGACCCGGGUUCGAUCCGGGUGAACAUGAAUCAAUCCGGUCAGGGUUCAACCACCGUGACAGGGGCAUAGGGGUUGAGGCAAGACAGUUCCAAUCCUGGGUAUGUGGAGGAGCAAGCGGCGGGGAGACUUACCCACCGUGUACAAAGCCGACGGCCGAUGGAGGACAGGCGGGUCGACUGUGGGAGGUCGGCCAAGGGCCGAGAGCUGGUCUGGGAACUUCUACAAGGCGGAGGGUCGUUGGACCAUUCUACCGCUGCACAACCAUGAUCAUCAGCACCUUGACAACUAGAGAAGCCGGUAUGGCAGCUUCGAAGACGACCGGUAUGGAGGAAAUUACUAUACUCAAGAUGGUUAUGGUGAACCAAUUUUUAGAGCUAAACCCCCAACGAUUGAAUUUCCUAAGUUUAAUGGGCAAGAGGAGGCGGGGUUGUGUAUUUAUGUUGUUGACGGGUGGUUCAAGAACCACGCCACUUAGGAGGAUACAAAGGUGCAUCUGACUUCUUUCUAUCUAGAGGGAGACACAUUAGAGUGGUGGGAGUGGAUCAAGAGAUCAUAUGCUGAGGCAUGUAUGGAGAUUUCUUGGGAGCGCUUUAAGGAGGAGUUGCGGUUCUAGUUCGGUCGAUCAGAGGGCUGGACACCCGAGCAGCUAGCCAAGUUGAAGCAAACAGGCACUGUGGCUGACUACAUGUACGAAUUUCUGAAGCUAGGCAACAUGUGCAAGGGCAUUCUCGAGGAGACCAUGGUGGGGACUUUGUAUGGUAGGUUUGAAGGAUGAGAUCGCCGCUGCAAUUAAGGUUUUUGAGCCAGAGUCACUCAAGGUGGCUUUUAGACUGGCGAGUAGCAAGAAAGAGGAGUUGGCUAGUUGGAUGAGUGCGAUAGGGCGCUAGCAGAAGAUAGGAGGAGGCACGGGUGGGGUUAGUACACCGGUGGCGGUGGCAGGCCCUGCGCCACCUAAGGGUGGGCAUCGGUCGAUUCGGUCCAAGACCAGACCAAACUAUCCUCGGACCGGACCAAUCUUUUUCCUAAAUCAACGACCAAAAUCGAAUCGUUAUUACUUCGAUUCGGUCUGGAUCAACCCAUAUAUGGCUCAAUUCGAUCAGGACCAUCCAAUUGGACCGACUAAUCUUUCAUUCGAAUAAAAUCACUCUUAAAGG